Molecule: messenger RNA, 2139 nt
Organism: Ostrinia nubilalis (European corn borer)
Lineage: Eukaryota; Metazoa; Arthropoda; Insecta; Lepidoptera; Crambidae
Product: pro-resilin-like
Exons: 7
Coding region: 112-1263 (383 amino acids)
Cellular component (GO): extracellular matrix
Source: RefSeq, a predicted model, not a curated record
AUUGUGUCAAAAUCUUAAGUGACUUAAUUUAAAUUAGAACAUUUCGAUAAAGUUAAUAAGUGAGUGGUUAUUUACAGGUAUAAAAUAAUUUAACAAGAAAAACACAUCACAAUGAAGAUCCUCAUACUAUGCACGGCGGUGAUCGCAGCGCUAGCAGAGCCUCCCGUAAAUAACAGAUACCUACCUCCGCAGCAAGGGUUUGGAGGGAACGGGUUUGGGGCACCCUCCAAUACGUAUGGACCCCCAGGGGGCUCAGGGUUUGGACCUCAGAGGCAGACUGAUGCGGUCUUUACAAGCCGUCCAUCCUCCUCCUACGGGGCCCCCUCAUUCUCUGGAAGCAGCCGCCCCUCGUCCCAAUACGGGGCUCCCAACGCCUUCAGAGCCCAAACUCCCUCUUCCCAAUACCUCCCCGCUAACCAAGGCCAGGGCAGGCUUGGUGCCCCUUCCUCUCAGUAUGGCGCCCCAGCACAGACCCGAAUUAACGCCCCAUCAACCCAAUAUGGCGCCCCUGGUGCUCAAGGUCUUAACGCUCCAUCGUCCCAGUACGGCGCCCCUGGUGCCCAAAACCUUAAUGCUCCAUCAUCUCAAUACGGCGCGCCUAAUUCUCAAUCUGGAUUCGGUGCCCCGUCUUCUCAGUACGGCGCUCCAAAUGCUCAAGGUCUUAACGCCCCAUCAUCUCGUUACGGCGCGCCCGGUGCCCAGAACGCCCCAUCGACCCAAUAUGGCGCCCCUGGAGCCCAAGGUGGGUUUGGCGCCCCUGGAGCCCAGGGUGGUUUUGGCGCCCCGUCGACGCAGUACGGCGCCCCUAAUGGAUUCGCUCGUCAGCCUUCUCAGCAGUAUGGAGCUCCAGGAUUUGGUGGUCUUGGAGGUGGUCAGCAAUACUCCCAGAACGGUUUCAACUCCAACGGCUUCAGGGGUGUGCAGAGCAGGCAGUACCUUCCCCCAGGCGGCAGAGGCGCUGGAGGAUACAAUGGAGAUGAUGGUAGCAAUGGAGAGCCAGCGAACUACAGCUUCGAAUACAUGGUGAAGGAUGAGCCUUCUGGCAACGACUUCGGGCACCGCGAGUCGAGGCAAGGCGACCGCGCUGAAGGCCAGUACUACGUGCUGUUGCCUGAUGGUAGGAAACAGACCGUGGAAUACGAAGCCGACCAAGACGGCUACAAGCCCAGGAUAUCCUACGAAGACACCGGCCUCGGCCUCGGAGGCUACGACAGAAACGGCCAAGGCCAAGGCCAAGGCUACAACCAGAGCGGGCCUUACUAGACGACUGACAAACUGACAAAAGCCUGGUGUGUUCAAGUCAACGGAUUGGUUCAGCAAUUGCUUGUAAUUCAUUGUUUAGAGACUUUUCAGUAAGUUAAUCAAAGGCUGAGUUUCUUCCGCCACUUCUACAUUUGCCCAAGUACUCGAAGGCAAUUAAGUUCACAACUUUUCAAGCCAGCUAAGGAAGACUCAGGAGUGCCGGGACAGUAGGUCGAAGAUCCGAUGAGUCCUCUUUACUAGUUUGCUAUCGCGUUUUUCGCAUCCCGCAUUCCCAUUUUAUGGUCCUUCGAGCCGGAUGUUCUGUCGAACUGGUGGUAGAUCAAGCUAUAUUGGGACGUGUCUAAGUGCCCUGAAAAGGGUCUACUAAAUAAAUAAUUGUAAUGAAUUUUGAUCUGUAUUUGAGAACUGAACACGGCAGAUAGAGGCUAUUUUUCUAUGUCACUACAAGCGUUUGUUGAAUUGAUAUGUUUUAUGUAAUUUUGUAUUGUAAAUUAUUUUAAGGUGUUUCAAACGACGACAUACAGCAGUAUCAAGGAUUUUGGCCAUAUAUUAUGUAUUUAGCAACUGUAACGCUUAUUUAGUUAAAUAUUUCCAUAUUUAAGGUCUAUCUGUCAAGUUUAUACUUAAAUAAUUACUACUAUAAUAUCUUAGAAAUGAUGAUGAUGACCUAUAUCUAUUUUUUAUCUAAUUAUUCUUAUGUACCAUAUUUAUUAUAUUACUCGUAUAUUUCAUGUCACACAACCCACCUAUUAAUAGUGUAAGGUGUGAUGCUAUAUUAUUAUUAAUUAUUAUUUUAUUGCAUUAUUUUUGUAUUACAACUCUCAUUUAUUUUUAGUUAGGUCAAAAAUUGUAAAUAAAGGACUUUUUUAUGAAAUA